Messenger RNA from Lindgomyces ingoldianus, 1416 nucleotides. Its product is annotated as alcohol dehydrogenase. NCBI's taxonomy places the organism in Eukaryota, Fungi, Ascomycota, Dothideomycetes, Pleosporales, Lindgomycetaceae. The transcript has 5 exons. Gene Ontology annotation, molecular function: oxidoreductase activity. The record is from RefSeq and is a predicted model, not a curated record. Bases 105 to 1151 code for a protein of 348 amino acids.
AUAAAUAUGUAUUUAAACUUUAAAUAUUUGGGUUCCCCACUCGCUCAAAGUUGAUAAGCAUAAGUGGUAUUUCUCAAGCUUUCAUUUAUUCUUUUAUAUUCGCAAUGGCACCCUCAACCGCUAAGCAGUGGACUAUUGAAGGCAAGGACGGAUUCGAGUCGUUGAAGUUGAAUGAACAGGCGCCCGUCCCGCAAUUGGGCGACAAGGACGUUCUUGUUAAAAUACAUGCCGUUUCUCUGAACUACCGCGAUCUCAUUAUACCGAAGGGAAAAUAUCCCUUCGGCGUAAAGGAUGGCGUAGUCCCGGGUUCGGAUGGUGCUGGAACGGUUGAGGCGGUCGGGUCCCGCGUCACUCGCUUCAAACCCGGGGACAAGGUCGUGACGCUCUUCAGUCAAGGACAUCUUGGAGGAUCUCUCGAUAGCCAUUCUAUUGCCACAGGGCUUGGAGGUGCCGUGGAUGGCACUCUUCGUGAAUAUGCCGCCUUCGACGAGCAGGGGCUUGUUCACAUGCCAGCCAACUUGAACUGGUUGGAAGCAAGCACAUUGAGCUGUGCGGCUGUGACAGCUUGGAACGCUCUGUAUGGGUUAGAGAGCAGAGCGCUAAAGCCGGGAGACACUGUCUUGACACAGGGAACUGGAGGGGUUAGCAUCUUCGCUCUGCAGUUCGCAAAAGCGGCAGGCGCAAAAGUCAUCGCAACGACCUCGUCUCCGCAAAAAGCAGAUCUUCUCAAGAAGCUUGGCGCAGAUCACGUUAUAAAUUACAAAGAGAAUGUAAACUGGGGCGAGGAAGCAAAGAGCUUGACGCCUGGCAAAGCGGGUGUCCAGCAUGUGGUUGAAGUUGGAGGCCCGACCACAAUGGCGCAGUCCCUCAAGGCCAUCAAAAUCGAUGGUGUUAUCUCCAUAAUUGGAUUUAUUGGAGGCUUUUCCAAGGAACAACCGACAUUUUUGGACUGUUUGAUGAACAUCUGCACGGUUCGGGGCUUGCUUGUUGGCUCUAGACUUCAAUUCGAGGACAUGAACCGCGCUAUUGAAGCCAAUGACAUCCACCCAAUUGUGGACGAGAAGGUGUUUGAUCUAGUACACGCAAAGGAAGCGUACGAAUACAUGUGGGAUCAGAAGCAUUUUGGCAAGCUCUGCAUCAAAGUAGCGUAGAGAAAGGAAUAAACCUUGAUGUGGCUGCCUGAGCCGGAACAGGUCCUCUGUUCAGGCGUUCUCCACACAAACGUGCAUUGUGCAAGCGAGUGCACUAAGUUGAGAAAGUGCCUGAGUUUCGCGUCCGCACGUGUUUCGUCCGUCAUUCUGGCCUGGAGUUCAAGAUGUUGGGCCCCGAAGACAUGGAUGGCACAGCAGGACAUGAUGGAGGGCUUGUCUGACAUUGUAUACGUAACUCUUGCAGGCAAAUUCGGCGAGUAGCAAC